CAGGGUGCGGGACAGAAGGCCAGGUGCUGUCAAAGAGGGUGUGAGAUUCAGCUAGUCUGAACGGAUACCUGGCACCCCAAGAUCUCACCAAGGGAACCUAGCCAGCAAAAGAUCAGGUACCCCUUGCAUGGGGUAUGUGGGGCUGAAGACAACACUAGAGACUUGAUCACCUAGAACUGCACCAUGGAGGAACCGCAGGUAGAGUAUGAAGAGGUAUUGGAAGAGAGGCUGGAGAUUGAGGUCUAUGAUGACCCUGAAAUCCCUCUUCCUCAGGUUAUUAUGGAGGAGCAACCAAAUCACACCCAGGAGCCAACAGCCACAGACUACCAGACCAGACUAUCAGACUCGGGCACCCGCGAGCUCUAUGUGGAGCUGCAGGAGCUGGUGAUGGAUGGGAAGAAUCAGGAGCUUCGAUGGAUGGAGGCGGCGCGUUGGGUUCAAUUGGAAGAGAAUCGGGCUGAGGCCGGGGGUUGGGGUCGCCCCCACAUUUCCUGCUUAACUUUCUGGAGUCUUCUGGAACUACAGAGAACAUUUAAAAGGGGCACUGUGAUCCUGGACCUGCCUGAGACCACCCUGCCUGGGAUUGUGAACCAGCUUCUAGACCAAUUCAUCUAUGAAAGUCAAGUCCAGCCCCAAGAUCGGGAUGAGCUGCUAAGGGCUCUACUGCUCAAACACAGCCAUGAAGGAGAGCUGGAGGCUUUGGGAGGUGUGAAGCCAGUUGUGCUAAAGCGCUCAGGAGAGACCUCUGAACCCCUUUUGGCCCAAUAUCCCUCCUUGGAGAACCAGAUCUACUGUGAGCAGGGAGAGGGCUCCUCAGACCGCUCACGGACAUCUCACAUCCUGGAGAAGAUCCCUCCUGAUGCAGAGGCCACACUGGUACUAGUGGGUCGGGCCUCCUUCCUGAAGCAGCCCAUCCUGGGCUUUGUGAGGCUUCAGGAGGCAGCCAGGCUGGAAGCGGUGGACCUCCCCGUGCCUGUGCGCUUCCUCAUGGUGCUCUUAGGGCCCGAGGCCCCCCACGUGGACUACACCCAACUUGGCCGGGCUGCUGCCACCUUGAUGUCUGAGAAGGUAUUCCGAGUAGAUGCCUACCUAGCCCGCGAGCGCAAGGAGCUGGUUCAGUCUCUUGAGAGUUUCUUGGACUGUAGCGUGGUGCUGCCCCCCACGGAUGCCCCCUCAGAGUCAGCCUUACGUACCCUGGUACCCAUGCAGCAAGAACUGCUUCGAAGGCGCUACAAGCUCAGCCCCUCUAAGCCUGAUCCUGACUUCUACAAAGGAAUAGACUUGAACGGGGCUCCCGUGGGCCAGGAUGAUCCCUUAGCGCGCACAGGCCAACUCUUUGGGGGCGUAGCUCGGGACAUUCGGCGCCGCUACCCCAAGUACCUGAGUGACAUCACUGAUGCACUGAGCCCUCAGGUCCUCGCCGCCGUGGUCUUCAUCUACUUCGCGGCGCUGUCACCCGCCGUCACCUUUGGUGGCCUCCUAGGAGAAAAGACUCACAACCUGAUGGGGGUGUCGGAAUUACUCAUCUCCACGGCCGUGCAGGGCAUUCUCUUUGCCCUUCUGAGUGCCCAGCCUCUGCUUGUGCUCGGCUUCUCGGGACCCCUGCUUGUUUUUGAGGAGGCCUUCUUUGGGUUCUGCCAGAGCAACGGCUUUGAAUACAUCGUGGGCCGGGUGUGGAUUGGCUUCUGGCUGGUGCUGCUAGUGAUCCUGGUGGUGGCCUUUGAGGGAAGCUUCCUGGUGCGCUACAUCUCUCGAUACACCCAGGAGAUCUUCUCCAUCCUCAUCUCUCUCAUCUUCAUCUACGAGACCUUCUCCAAACUCAUCUCGAUAUUCCAAGAACAUCCACUGAAGAGAAAUUAUACCAGCAAUGUGAGCUGGCACCCCAAGCCCAGAGAGGCCCUGCCCAACACUGCCCUUCUCUCCCUUGUGCUCAUGGCCGGAACAUUUUAUUUUGCCAUCACGUUUCGCAAGUUCAAGAACAGCUCUUUCUUCCCUGGAAAGCUACGCAGAGUAAUCGGAGAUUUUGGUGUUCCCAUUUCCAUCUUCAUUAUGGUUUUGGUGGAUGUGUUCAUUAAAGACACCUAUACCCAGAAACUCCAAGUGCCCAGUGGUUUUGAAAUCUCUAAUAAAUCGGCCAGAGACUGGUUCAUUCACCCCCUGGGCUUGAACAAAACUUUCCCCCUCUGGAUGAAGUUUGCUUCUGCUGUGCCGGCUCUGCUUGUUUUCAUCCUCAUCUUCCUGGAGACACAGAUUACCACGCUCAUCGUCAGCAAGCCGGAGCGCAAGCUGAUCAAAGGCUCCGGUUUCCACUUGGACCUGCUGCUGAUCGUGGGCAUGGGCGGCCUGGGCGCCCUCUUCGGGAUGCCCUGGCUCAGUGCCACCACGGUGCGGAGCGUGACCCACGCUAAUGCCCUCACUGUCAUGGGCAAAGCCGCUGCUCCCGGCGAUCGGGCUCAAGUCCAAGAGGUUAAGGAACAAAGACUCAGCGGACUCUUGGUCUCCGUGCUCGUGGGUGUCUCCAUCUACAUGAAACCCAUCCUGUCGAAGAUCCCAAUGGCUGUCCUUUUUGGCAUUUUCCUAUACAUGGGAGUCACAUCGCUGAGUGGCAUCCAGCUCUUUGACCGAAUGCUGCUGCUCCUGAAGCCUCCCAAAUACCACCCUGAUGAGCCCUACGUCAAGCGGGUAAAGACCUGGCGUAUGCACCUGUUCACUGGCAUCCAGAUUAUCUGCCUGAUAGUGCUGUGGGUGGUAAAAUCAACGCCUGCCUCCCUGGCGCUGCCCUUUAUACUCAUCCUCACUGUGCCCUUGCGACGAUUCCUGCUGCCCCUCAUCUUUCGAAACUUGGAGCUCCAAUGCCUUGAUGCUGAUGAUACUGAGAUCACCUUUGAUGAAGAAGAAGGUAGAGAUGUGUAUGAUGAAGUACCCAUGCCAGUGUGAGCCAGGAAUAUGAAGCUGGACCCAAGACUGCCCCCAACAUUCUCCCAUACUCUCUUAGGACAUAGACACCUCCUUCAUUGCCUACAGCAUUAGGGAAGUCCAUACCCACUCUGGAUGAAAAUAGAGGAUCCUGAAUUGGCAAAGCAUUCCUUUGGGCCCAGAUGGAUUGCCCACUGCUAGGAUGGGGAGCUGAAAAUAUGGGAGGGGGCGAGGAGGAACCUCUAGAGAAAACUAUUAUUUAUGGGUUUUAUUGUUUUGUUAUUUGUAUAUUGUGCCCCAAGAAUUAAGAGCAACAGAAACUUCUCUGGCUCUCAGUUUCCCCAUCUGUAUAAUAAGAGAAUUAGACUAAAUUACCUCUAAGAUUCCUUCCA
Molecule: messenger RNA, 3308 nt
Organism: Antechinus flavipes (yellow-footed antechinus)
Lineage: Eukaryota; Metazoa; Chordata; Mammalia; Dasyuromorphia; Dasyuridae
Gene: SLC4A1
Product: solute carrier family 4 member 1 (Diego blood group)
Exons: 20
Coding region: 184-2937 (917 amino acids)
Biological process (GO): monoatomic anion transport; bicarbonate transport; regulation of intracellular pH
Cellular component (GO): plasma membrane; basolateral plasma membrane
Molecular function (GO): bicarbonate transmembrane transporter activity; monoatomic anion transmembrane transporter activity; solute:inorganic anion antiporter activity
Source: RefSeq, a predicted model, not a curated record